AUGAAUUGUACGCGCUGCCCGCUGAAAGUCAAGCCUUCUUUGGUUCUCUUCAUAUUCAUCUGUCUCGUCACCCACGCAUCAUGCAAUUCCAUCAUGCAAAACUGCUCUAGCCCAGAUGGCCCUGCCCUCCUGGAGGCUCUCAGGCCUGUCUUCGACCUCAGGGCCAUUCGACCUGUUGUGAACAUUUCAAUCCCUAGUAUUGUCAAUGUUGACUUUGUCGUGGUUGGCAUUCUGGGAGUGGAUGAAAAGGCUCAGCUCUUGACAACAUUUAUCAUGCAGAUGUUGUGGUGGAAAAAUGAAUUUAUUAGCUGGGACCAAAAACAGUGCAGUGCCCAGUGGAUUACAGUCCCAAGAAAAUUGCUUUGGAUCCCUGAUAUCGUCAUCAAUGAGUUUAUGGAGAAGAACACAGCUCAAUUUACACCUUACGUGGUUGUGUUUAACAACGGUAUGGUGAUGGACAUUCAGCCUGUCAGAGUGGUGAGCUCUUGUAGGCUCGACAUCUACACCUUCCCAUUUGACAUCCAGAACUGCACUUUAACCUUUAACUCCUAUAUGCAUCGGAUUUCUACUUUGCGGAUUGGCCGCUUAUAUUCAGAAGAGAACAUUUUCAAUUUUUCCAAGAGAAUGAUGGCUACGAUGGGAGAAUGGGAGCUGAUUGGAAUCAAAGCAUUACAACAGCUGCAAAAUUCUUCAAAUAAUGAAAUUUAUGAAGACCUUCGCUUCUUUAUUUCACUUCGGCGCAGGCCCAUGCUGUACGUGGUCAACCUCUUGAUUCCCUGCUGCUUCCUCAUCACAGUGGACCUCUUCAGUUUCCUGCUGCCUCUUCAAAAGGUUGACCGCUCUUUGUUCAAGAUGACCCUCAUCCUGGGCUACACUGUCUUUCUGAUGCUCAUGAACGACACGCUGCCUAUCACAGGAAAUACAAUUCCCCUAAUUAAUGUGUUCAUGUCCCUUUGCCUGGCUCUGAUGGUGGUGAGUCUUCUGGAGACCACUCUAAUCACAAAUCUGCUGCACAGUUCAAAGAACUACUCAGAGGUUCCUUGCUGGAUACGAUUGCUAGUCAUUCACAUAAUGGGACGCCUGGUUCUGCUUCCUCCAAAGAGGAAACAAGUGGAGCAAAUCCUCCGAAAUCCUGGCACACUAGACCUGACCGAUUCCACUCAGAGAGCAGGUGAGAGAGAGGUCCAUGAAGCUGAGGGGUCUUUGGACCAGGACGAGGCCGUAGAGGAGCUGAGAAGCGUGGCAAGAGACCUCCGAGUCAUCCGGAUGAAAUUGGAAGAGGAGCUGAAUGUGAGCCAGAGCACAGAGGAGUGGAUCCAAGUGGGUUUCAUCAUAGACCGCAUGUUGUUUAGCGUCUAUGUCAUCUUCUUAUCAGUUAGCUUCGUCAGCAUCAUUGUCAUAUGGGUCGACUCGUACAACCAGCCUCAUGAUAUUACUUAG
Molecule: messenger RNA, 1440 nt
Organism: Nerophis lumbriciformis (worm pipefish)
Lineage: Eukaryota; Metazoa; Chordata; Actinopteri; Syngnathiformes; Syngnathidae
Source: RefSeq, a predicted model, not a curated record